Molecule: messenger RNA, 1203 nt
Organism: Nannospalax galili (Upper Galilee mountains blind mole rat)
Lineage: Eukaryota; Metazoa; Chordata; Mammalia; Rodentia; Spalacidae
Gene: Crip2
Product: cysteine rich protein 2
Exons: 8
Coding region: 84-710 (208 amino acids)
Source: RefSeq, a predicted model, not a curated record
GGGGGGCAUGGGCGGGGCCGGCGCGGGCGGCCGCGCGGAGACGAGCGCGGGCGGAGGGCGCGGACCGAUCCGGCGCACGGACCAUGGCCUCCAAGUGUCCCAAGUGCGACAAGACCGUGUACUUCGCCGAGAAGGUGAGCUCCCUGGGCAAGGACUGGCACAAGUUCUGCCUCAAGUGUGAGCGCUGCAACAAGACGCUGACUCCUGGGGGCCAUGCCGAGCAUGAUGGGAAGCCCUUUUGCCACAAGCCCUGCUAUGCCACGCUGUUUGGACCCAAAGGCGUGAAUAUUGGGGGUGCUGGUUCCUACAUCUACGAGAAGCCACUGACUGAAGGCCCCCAGGUCACGGGCCCCAUCGAGGUCUCUGCGGUCCGAUCUGAGGAACGGAAGGCUGGUGGUCCCCCCAAGGGGCCCAGCAAAGCCUCUAGUGUCACCACAUUCACCGGGGAGCCCAACAUGUGUCCUCGUUGCAACAAGAGAGUGUACUUUGCUGAGAAGGUGACCUCUCUGGGCAAGGACUGGCACCGGCCCUGCCUGCGCUGUGAGCGCUGCUCCAAGACACUGACUCCCGGUGGGCAUGCUGAGCAUGACGGUCAGCCCUACUGCCACAAGCCGUGCUAUGGAAUACUCUUUGGACCUAAGGGAGUGAAUACCGGUGCUGUGGGCAGCUACAUCUAUGACAAGGACCCCGAGGGCACAGUUCAGCCCUAGAUCUGCAAAUGCUGUCCCGGGAUUCCCUACUUGACCCUAGGGAAAGUGACCUGCUGCCCAAUCCUGCCUCAGUGUGUCUUGCCUGCUAACCCAGGGCCUGUGUGGUAGAGGAGGAGGUCUCCUAGGUGUCUCCAGAGCAGCCUGGAAUCCCAGUCCUGUAUCUCAGUGUCACUUCAGCAUGUCCUCUGUUACCACUGCCCCUUUUGUGUUAGUGUGCCUCCAUGAGCCCAUAUGUCUUAUGUCCCCGUGCCCUCAUGUCCCUGGCGGCUCUCUUGCUCCAUCCCUGUUGGCCCAUGCCUGCCCACCAGUAUUAUUUAUGCUCUGCUUGCCGGUGAUGGCCACGUGCUCAUGGCAUUCCCAGGGUGGUGGCACCCUUGCCAGGCCCUCUGCUGGCUCCCACACUGCCCCCUACUCACCCCUCACAUGGUUCACAGCUGCUGAGAUUUUUGCUGUCAAUAAACACUUUUGGUUUGAGGAUUUGCAGGACCCAGUA